AUGGAAGCGGAAAAAUCGCCCAAGCGUCAUAUCGACCAGAAGGAAGAAGAGUAUCCUCCUCGAAAAUUGGUGUUUCCUGCAAUGGCCGCUCUUUAUCUGACCGUGUUUCUCAUUGCACUUGACAGGACAAUCCUAGGCACAGCAGUUCCUCAAAUUACAGAUGAAUUCAACAGUUUUGGGGAUAUCUCGUGGUACGAAGCGGGCUUUUUACUUCCACUCUGUAUGUUACAGCUAUCCUUCGGACUUGUAUAUACCUUUUAUUCCGCAAAAUGGAUACUCACUGCCCUUGUCAUCGUUUUCGAAACCGGCUCCAUUGUCUGCGCAACCGCACCGAGCUCUAAAGCUUUGAUCGUUGGUCGAGUUAUUACUGGCAUUGGCGGCGCGGGGAUAACCUCCGGGGCGCUCAUCUUGAUCAAUAUUCUUGUUCCACUCAAUUCUCGGCCAAAGUAUUCUGGUGGAAUCGGAGCUAUGUUCGGACUGGCCUCCAUCAUUGGACCCCUCGUGGGAGGAUACUUGACGGCAAUCACUUGGCGAUGGUGCUUCUGGAUUAAUGUCCCCAUCGGCGGCGUCGCAGUCCUCGUGCUCAUUUUUUUGUGCCCGAAUAGACCUCCACCCGCUAUCGCAGCACCAACCCUGCUCGGGAAAGUGAAACAACUGGACCCCAUCGGCUUUUGCUUGAUCGCGCCGGCGAUUGUGUGUCUACUGUUUGCGCUCCAAUGGGGUGGUCAGAAGUAUGCUUGGAGCGAUGGUCGCAUUAUUGCGCUUUUUGUUGUCGCCGGUUUCCUCUGCCUUGCAUUUCUCACAUCGCAGGUCUGGCAGGCGGGCCAGGGAACGAUCCCUUCCAGGAUCACUUCUCAGAGAACUAUGAUUGCUGCAAGUGUAGCGUCCAUUGGUAUUGGCUCUAUAAUGGUCGUUUAUUCAUUUUAUAUACCGGUAUGGUUCCAGGCAAUUCAGGGAAAAUUGCCCCAAAGCGCCGGAUUGUCACUGUUGCCUCUCCUCCUUUCGCAGGUGGUAUUCGUCAUCUUCGGUGGUGUAGCAACGACUGUCUCCGGAUUUUAUACUCCAUUUUUGAUUAUUGGAGGCGCAAUAUCUAUUAUUGGAUCUGGAUUGAUCACAACCUGGGAGGUGCAUACCGGAGCCGGGAAGUGGAUAAGCUAUCAGAUUGUUGCAGGGACUGGGUUCGGGCUCACCCUGCAGCAGCCAAACAUCGCAGCUCAAACUGUUCUUUCCAAAAGCGACGCACCCAUCGGGCUUUCAAUCCUCACUUUUCUGCAAUUCCUUGGGGGGACGAUUUUCGUGACCGUCUGUCAGACUCUACUUCAGACCAAAUUGGUCCAAGGUCUGGAUGGCAAAGUCAAACUAGAUGCCAGUGCCAUUUCCAAUGGAGGAGCCACUACCUUACGGAACGAAGUGUCGAAGGAUCAGCUCGAGUUCGUGUUGAAGGUGUACAAUGAUUCUCUGACUUCAGUAUGGUACCUGACAUUUGGACUUUCGUGCUUGAUAUUUCUCGCAUCCUUUGGAUUUGAAUGGAAGAGUGUGAAGAAAACAGAGAAGAAGGAAGAGGGUCAGAAUGUGGAAGUCUAG
Messenger RNA from Penicillium lagena, 1584 nucleotides. RefSeq lists its product as uncharacterized. Lineage: Eukaryota; Fungi; Ascomycota; Eurotiomycetes; Eurotiales; Aspergillaceae. Gene Ontology annotation, molecular function: transmembrane transporter activity. Gene Ontology annotation, biological process: transmembrane transport. The record is from RefSeq and is a predicted model, not a curated record. The transcript has 6 exons. Bases 1 to 1584 code for a protein of 527 amino acids.